UCAUCAAAGACCUUCAGUAAAGACUACAUUACGCAUAUUGACAGCAAUGGCGACUCCAAACAAGAAUUUUAGUGACAUAGAUGCAGAGAGAAAGCCAGCAGAGGUGUUAAAAGGAGUCGAAGAGGUGAACACCAAAGGUGCCAGAGGUAGCAGACAUGAUGACAGAGGUGCUGGAGGUGCCAGUGGCAGCUUGGUGGCAGCAGAGGUGGCAGAUGAAGGAGAGACAACAAAGGUGCCAGAGACAACAGAGGAACCAGAGACAACAGAGCAGGAUUUAAAAGCCACCUCGGCUACUUCAGCAAAGACUUCAACAAAUUCUACAUCAUGCAUAUUGACAGCAAUGGCUGCUCCAGACAAGGAUCACCGUGACAUAGAUACAGAGAGAAAGCCGGCAGAGGUGCCAAAGGAGUCGAAGGAAGCAGAGGUGCCAAAGGUGUCAAAGCCCGCAGAGGUGCCGAAGAAGUCAAAGGAGACAGAGGUGAGCGCCAGAGGUGGCAGAUGUGAUGACAGACAUGACAGAGAUGGCGGAGAUGACAGAGGUGCUGGAGGCGCCAGUGGCAGCUUGGUGGCAGAUGAGGGAGAGGCAACAAAGGUGCCAGAGACAACAGAGGAACCAGAGACAACAGAGCAGGAUUUAAAAGCCACCUCGGCUACUUCAGCAAAGACUUCAACAAAUUCUACAUCAUGCACUUCUGAUAUAGAUUUGAGAUCCAAGCUACUGCAGUUGGAGUGUCACUUCACCUGGGAUCUGACCGGAGAAAGUGCAGACAUCUUAAAUGUUCAGACCAGGCUGGACGAACAAAUAAAGUUGUGCCGAGGCAAGAAAGCUCAAGCAAUCCGAUCAUAUUGUUUUUUGGGCUAUAUCAGGUACCUGCAAGGUUCCCCAGAUGAUGCCCUCAAAAACCUGAAAAUUUCAGAGGACCUUGGCGACAAAAGUGCAGAGGACCUUGGCGACAAAAGUGCACGAUUUCUCAUCGUCACCUAUGCCAACCUUGCCUGGCUACACUACCACCGAAGAUCAUUAACAGAGUGUGAGAGCUACUUGGCAAAGCUUGAGGGUAUGAAAGGGGAAUUCUCCACUGCGUCACUGACUGAGCUUCACCCAGAAGUCUAUGGACAGAAGGGCUGGGCCUACCUCAAGUUCGCCCACAAGUACUACGGGAGAGCAGAGCAGUGUUUUGAAAAAGCUGUGAGGCUGGAGCGAGAUGAUAGUGAAUGGAAUGCUGGCUAUGCCAUCGUUCUCUAUCGCAAAGACAAGUCCAACAGAGAAGAAUUGCCAUCAGUAAGACAACUCCAACGAGCCAUUGAGCUAAACCCAGAAGAUGCCGUGCUAAAGUUGCUCCUUGGCCUGAAACUGCGUGCAGCUGGCAGCGAAGUUGACAAGCUGAUCAAGGAUGCUUUGGAUCAGGAUCCUAGCAACCACCAUGUGAUUCGCUAUGCCGGGAAAUAUUACCGUCAAAGUGGUUUCGUAGGCCACGCCACUACACUUUUCCAGAGAGCUUUGCAGUAUACCCCUGACUCGGCAUUCAUUCAUCAUCAGCUAGCUCUGUGCUACAAGGAGAAGAGGGCACAGCUGUUCAAAAGAGACGGUGGCAGGCACCAGGGAGAUGAGAUCAGUCAUCUUCUCAAACAGGGCAUCCAUCACCUGAAAUUGGCCACAACACUGAACUCUUACUUCAUUUUAGCCAUGGCUGAACUUGCUUUGCACUACGGGCUGAAAGCAAAAUAUGAAAAGAAGUUCUGUAACCAGGCAGAAAAUUUGUUCCAGGACACAUUCAAAGCAGCAAAGGAGAGCCAAAUCAGUGACCAGAUAGUACACCAUUACUAUGGUGAGUUUCAGGAGCACCAGAAAAAAAAUGAAAAACUAGCUAUCGCACACUACAAGAAGUCUUUGACACUGGGGUUGGACACACCUGCAGGGAAUGGCAGUGCCAAGGCCUUGGAGAAGAUGGCAAAGAAACGUCAGAAAAUAAACCCCAGCGACGGAGAAGCCUUUGGAAUUCUCGGAUUUGUCCACAGGGCAAAGGGAGAGAAGGACCGGGCAUUGGAGUGCUACGAGAAAGCUCUGCAGUUUGAUUUUAACAAUGCUGAGUAUCUCAGUGCCCUGUGUGAUCUUCGUUUGUCUUUGCAGUCAGAGGCGAUUCUAGAUUGAGUGGGGGCCAGGCUUGUGCAAAAUUCAGAAUUGAAUUGAGAAUGACUCCUAAAUUCCAAUUCAAUUCUUGAGUUUGAAUUGAAUUUGAAUUGAGGUCAAAAACAGGAUGCAGAAUUACAAUUCGAAUUUGAAUUAAGGGAAGUAGAAUUGAAAUUCAAUGAAAUUCAAAUCAAUUCAUAUACAUAAUAUAAGGGUACGCUGCAACUUAUUUGAUUCUUAUCAAGAUAAAAAAAAUAGAUUAGAAGUGUUAGAUCAUUUAUAUUGUUUGAAGCGUGAAUUUCUUACUUUACGUAAGUGUUCAACUUUACACUAUCUUAAAUCAAGCACAUCUUUUUUUUUGUCUCAAAUAGGCAUGAAAUCUUAAAAUGAGGUAAAUACUGUUAAAAUGAGAUAUUUUACAUCUCUCCAUCAAAUUCUCAUCAAAAUAAAGCUUGUUUUAAGAUUAAGUGACAUGAAAAUUUGACUUAAUUUAAUAUGACAUUUAAGACUUAAGAUAUCAUCUUAAAACAGCAGUUUAUGCUUAUAACAACUUAUGUAACAACUUUAAAUAUACGUAAUCUAGACUUGUUACAAGUUGUGGUACUGUGGCGCAACAGGUUACAGCAUUAGUACCUUGUACUCGUCUAACUACCCACGGGCACCCGGUUCGAAUCUCACCUGCGGUCAUAUCCGAAUCUCUCCCCAACUCUUUCACUCAUCUACCCGCUUCCUGUCUAUCUUCAUUGUCCUAUCUGAAUAAAGGCAAAAAGUCCAGAAAAUACUCUUCCAAAAAAAAAAAAGAAUAUAAUCUGAGGCUGUUUAAAUUUAAGUAACCUCAUUUUACAACCAGCAUUUUAUGCUUAUAUUAAGUAUGUUUUACUUAUUUUGGGGAUGUAAAAAUUAUAUUUAUAAGUAAUCUUAAAAACAGCAAUUUCAUCUUAUGUUAAGUUUCCAAAUACCUCUGUAGACAUGCUUAUUGCUAGAUUUUUUUUAUUUAUCUUAAUUCACAAAAUCUUAUCAAGUGAAAUUAUCUUGCUGCAUGGACUGAAAAUUUCACUUGUUUUGAGUACCUUUUACCUCAGAUUUAGUGUUUUUAUCUUGUUUUUAGACACCCUUUUUUUUGCAGUGUUUAACAAUUAAGUUUCACAAAAUGUCAGAUAUGAUCUCAACAAACACACAAUUUAUAAUUGAAAACAGUAAUCAAUUACAUUUCCAAUGUAAUUUUCCCUGAACUGAAUGUAUGUGAGAUUCAACACAUUCUUCCUGUUUUGUGACAUGUGAAUUUGUUUUGAAUUGCCAUGAAUUGAAUUCCACUUCCUGUCAUUCCAAUUCCAAUUCAAAUUCAACUUCCUGUGGGGUGGGGCUAAUUCAAUUCAAAUUCCAACUCAUGAAUUGAAUGGAGGUAAAUUCUAAAAUUCGGAAUUGUGCACAAGCCUGGUGGGGGCCCUAUAAGCAAAAAAUCCUAGGGGGCCCUACCGACUAGUGUUUAUCACUGCAACUGAGGCAUUUUGAAAGUGGGUGGGACAGUUCCGGGAGGGA
This is a messenger RNA of Sardina pilchardus (European sardine), 3670 nucleotides long. RefSeq names its product interferon-induced protein with tetratricopeptide repeats 5-like. Gene Ontology annotation, biological process: defense response to virus. The transcript is spliced from 8 exons. The record is from RefSeq and is a predicted model, not a curated record. Gene Ontology annotation, molecular function: protein binding. Lineage: Eukaryota; Metazoa; Chordata; Actinopteri; Clupeiformes; Clupeidae. The coding region runs from base 47 to 2152 and encodes 701 amino acids. Gene Ontology annotation, cellular component: cytosol.